Molecule: messenger RNA, 834 nt
Organism: Rhipicephalus microplus (southern cattle tick)
Lineage: Eukaryota; Metazoa; Arthropoda; Arachnida; Ixodida; Ixodidae
Product: tetraspanin-33
Cellular component (GO): membrane
Source: RefSeq, a predicted model, not a curated record
AUGGUGAAGCGGAUCCCGACGCCCAAGGGCGACGAGUCGACAUUGAUCAUCGACGUCAACCCUUGGCACAGGAUACCACUGGUUUUCAUCAACUUGUUCCUCUUCGCCUUCAGCUGCAUGGUUGCCUUCAUAUGUGUGACGUCCAUAUACGAUCGGCGCGAGCAGAUCUCGUUCGCCAACCGGUCGCUGCUCAUCAGUUUCGUGGUGAACAUGGAAAUCUCGGUGCUGUUCAUCUCCGCUCUCGUGCUUGCCAUCACCUUCUUGGGAUUCGUCGGUGCUCUGCGCGAGAACAUACGCUUCCUUGCCUGGUACAUCAAGGGAAUCUGUCUGCUGACGAUCAUCACCGUGAUUUUCAUCUUCGGUGCCUUGAUCAUCCCCUUCCUCAGCAAGAACAGUGCCCAGAGUUUGUUCAGCAUCGACCUCAUCAUAAGCUACCGGGACAACCCAGACUACGCGCGGCUCGUCGAUUACGCUCAGGCAUCGUUCAGCUGCUGCGGCAUCACAACCGAACGAUACCACGACUGGGGUCACAACAUCUACUUCAACUGCUCGCCGUCGAAUCCGAGCACGGAGCGUUGUUCGGUCCCCGCCUCCUGCUGUCGUCCGCUGGAAGGUGAGACCCCGAACCUGGAGACGCGACUGAAGCGCCGCUUCUGUGGCUCCGGAGUGCUGGCCAUCUCUGAACAGGAAGCCUGGCAAAAGGUGACUAUGCAAGGAGUUUACACGCAUGACUGUCAUCCGGCUCGCACUCCCCCACGUCCCUUGCCCCUUAAGAGCACAUACUUGACAAACUCAACCUUGAACAUUGUUACGAAGGCGGCUGACCAGUCGUAA